Maniola jurtina (meadow brown) is the source of this 1797-nucleotide messenger RNA. Its product is annotated as serine protease gd-like. The transcript has 9 exons. The record is from RefSeq and is a predicted model, not a curated record. The coding region runs from base 95 to 1741 and encodes 548 amino acids. Gene Ontology annotation, molecular function: serine-type endopeptidase activity. NCBI's taxonomy places the organism in Eukaryota, Metazoa, Arthropoda, Insecta, Lepidoptera, Nymphalidae. Gene Ontology annotation, biological process: proteolysis.
UUUAGUACACCUUGGAUCCGAGAAUAAGAUACACGUAUAGUGUUGAUCGGUUCCGGAUAAGAUGCGUCGUACGAAGUUCCGGAAAUAAGUCAAAAUGAAUCGUGCGUUCUUCACUUUUGUGUCAUUAGGGUUUUUAAGUGUGUGCGGCCAUCAGUAUGUGCUUUUGCAGUCGCCAUGCCCGAAGUAUUUUGACUAUAGUAGUGAUGGCAACGGUGUUUAUGGGGUUAUUAAGUUGCAGCCAUAUAGAUUUGUCUCAAAUCUAGUGCUCCAAGCUAUAUUUACGAUAGCUACUAGAUUACCCUCAAGAUAUGUGGGCAGCAUCGAACCUGUCGGCUCGGAGCAACAUCUCCUGCAUGACUUCAACCGCGGAGUCCCACUGAAAUACCGGGUGAAUUUCCCCGAAGCGUCUGCCGUGCCGCAACUCAUGGCUCUGGUAGUGAACGAUAUCAUUAUAUGUAUAGGACCUGGAGAUACACCAGCUCCAGGAAAGUACAUCACAACGAUAAGUCUCCAACACGUACUUUCCCUGAGACCGGGUGCAAAUGGUCACCACCAUGGACAUAACCAACACCAAAAUCAACGUCCGGGGGUGUACGUGCAUGAGUCGCCACCGAAUUCUCCAAUAAACCUAACUGAUAUCAUCAGUCAUAUUGAUAUAAACAAAAUACAUAUGACGCCUGAUGGCGAAUCGUAUUAUGUGGUAGAAGUGGAAGAUAACAAACCAGGACACCAAUCGCCGGACGGAGACCCGGAAUAUUUCCCCAACAACCAACCUGACUCCUUUACAGAUACUCCUGAAAGGCAUACUACAAAAGUAACGACAGUUAGGACUACUACUACUACUAGGAGAACUACAGAGAGACCCCAAGCUACGUUACCUCCAGAUCCUGUGUAUGAAGUAACACCUAGCACCGGAUCCUCAUCGUCUGCGAGAUGUGGCAUAAACUUCAGAAACGACCCAGAUGCCCCAAUAGUGCCCCUGAUCGUGAAAGGGGAAACUUUCGAGCGUGGAGAAUGGCCGUGGCUGGUGGCGAUUUUCAAGCGGAAAUUCAGUUCGUUGAGCUACAUUUGCGCUGGAACUCUUGUUUCUGAGCGUCAUGUGAUAACUGCGGCUCAUUGCAUGCAACGUAGGAACACUUACACGGCUAUAAAGAACCUCGUGAUAAGAGCAGGAGUGUACAACCUUGACGACUGGAGUGAUGACGAUAUCACAGUGACCCGAGGAUUGGCUGAGGCUUUCAUACACAAUGCUUACAAUUCAUCAACACUUGCAAAUGAUAUCCUCGUGUUGACUCUGGACAAGAUUGUACCUUUGAGCGAAAACAUAAAACCAGCCUGCCUUUGGAGCGGAAAUACAAAUCUGAAUAUGAUCGUCGGAAAAUCAGGAUUUGUGGCCGGAUGGGGUGCCAACGAAAUGGGCACCGGCGGAAAAGGCGAGCCGCGCAUGGUGCAGAUGCCCAUAGUCAGCACUGAAACAUGCCGAUCCAGCAAACCUGAGUUCCACAAACUGACCUCGUCGAAAACGCUUUGUGCGGGAGACCAAAGCGGCUCCGUCCCGUGCUUAGGCGAUUCGGGCGGCGGCCUCUACAUAUUGGAAAAUGGACGUUGGAGGAUACGUGGAGUGGUGUCAUUGUCACUGUGGUCUGAUGGAGACACGGACUGCAACGUCGACGACUACAUAGUGUUCACUGACACAGCUCAAUACUUGCCAUGGAUAUACAGUGUCAUAGCCUACGAAUAAUAUGUAGGUCAUGUCUGUAUAUAUCAAUAUUCCUUAAAUUAUAGUUAUUAAUAAAA